Aspergillus mulundensis is the source of this 1557-nucleotide messenger RNA. RefSeq names its product putative GABA permease. The transcript is spliced from 6 exons. Gene Ontology annotation, cellular component: membrane. The record is from RefSeq and is a predicted model, not a curated record. Gene Ontology annotation, biological process: transmembrane transport. Bases 1 to 1557 code for a protein of 518 amino acids. Gene Ontology annotation, molecular function: transmembrane transporter activity. NCBI's taxonomy places the organism in Eukaryota, Fungi, Ascomycota, Eurotiomycetes, Eurotiales, Aspergillaceae.
AUGGGGGCCAUGGACAUCGAGGUCCAUCCCCAGGUCAACAGUCAGGAUGGAAUGAGACAGAGAGGGACUGUGCUGGACGACACCGACAUGCACCGCAUGGGAAAGGUCCAGGAAUUGAAGAGGAACCUCCGCCCGGUCGCGGCACUGAGCUUUGCCUCUGUCUUACAGGCGACCUGGGAGUUUGUGUUGAUAUCCAACACCCAGGGCUUGGAAAAUGGCGGACUCGCUGGGAUGUGUUGGUCGAUGGUCUGGACAUUCGUCGGCUUUGGAUUCAUCAUCGCGUCGCUGUCGGAGAUGGCCUCGAUGGCACCGACCUCUGGCGGGCAAUACCACUGGGUCUCCGAGUUCUCGUCGCCCCGUUACCAGAAGUUCCUCAGCUACAUCACCGGCUGGAUGUCCGUCCUCGCCUGGCAGGCCGGCUCCGCAUCGGGCUCCUUCCUCACCGGCACGAUCAUCCAAGGCCUCAUCACGAUCCGCAACCCGGAUUACGUCCCCGAGAGCUGGCACGGCACGCUCUUCGUCUUCGCCAUGAUCCUCGUCAUCUACAUCUUCAACGUCUACGCCGCCGACGCCAUGCCCGUGCUCAAUAACAUGCUCAUGAUCUUCCACGUGCUCUCGUGGUGCGUCAUCCUCAUCGUCCUCUGGGCCAUGGCGCCGCAUCGCACCGCCAAAGCAGUGUUCACCGAAUGGUCGAACCAAGGCGGCUGGAGCAGUCUCGGCCUCAGCGCCAUGAUCGGCCAGAUCAGCGCCAUCUACGGGAGUCUCAGCUCCGACGCAACCGCCCACAUGUCCGAAGAAGUCAGCAACGCCGGCCGCAACGUCCCCCUCGCCAUCGCCUGGGGCUACUUCACCAACGGCAUCAUGGCCAUCAUCCUGCUAAUCGCGUACCUGUUCUCGAUCCCGUCCGUCGACGACGCCCUGUCCGACGAAACCGGCUUCCCGUUCCUGUACGUCUUCAAAAACGCCACCUCCACCGCCGGCGUCAACGGCCUGACCUCCAUCAUCCUCAUCCCCGUGAUCUUCAGCAACAUCUUCUUCAACGCCUCCACGUCCCGCCAGACCUUCGCCUUCGCUCGAGACCGCGGCCUCCCCUUCGCCUCGUGGAUCGCCCGCGUCGACCCCCGCCGCAAGAUCCCCGUCAACGCGAUCUUCCUGUCGUGCGUGAUUUCGUGCCUCCUCUCGCUCAUCAACAUCGGCUCCGAGACUGCGUUUAAUGCCAUUAUCUCGCUGAAUGUCGCUGCGCUGAUGUACAGCUAUAUCAUCUCGAUCAGCUGCGUGAUCUACCGAAAGGUGUGGUGUCCUGAGACACUGCCUGCGCGGCGUUGGGAUCUGGGGGCCUGGGGACUUCCGGUGAAUGUCGUCGGUUUGGUGUACUCGUGCUUCGCGCUCUUUUGGAGUCUUUGGCCUGGCGAGAGGCAUGUUACGGCCGAGACGUUCAACUGGAGUGUUGUCAUCUUCGGCGGCGUCUUUUUGAUUAGUCUUGUGAUGUAUGUGGUGAAGGGGCGUCAGGAGUACACGGGCCCGGUGGUAAUUGUGCAGAGGGAGAGGGUCGAGUAG